AGCCCUGCCUCGUGGGCUGGCAGGAAAUUUAAGACGGCAGCAAGCUCUGCUCAGACCACCCCCAGACAUUUCCUCCUGUUCAUGCAGCAGACUAUUUAAUUGAGGGCUGGUUUGUCCAGCUCACUCAUUGACACUCAGCAGUACCUACUAAGCAGGGCAGUGAUUUUUCCCUCCCUUCCUCCCCUUUUGGACAGGCUCCCCACCAUGAGGAUGCUGCUGCAGCUGAUUGCUCUGCUCUCCGCCGCCCUGCUCGCCAGCACAGCCCCUCCAACCUGCUACUCCAGGGUGCUGUCUCUGGGCAAGGAAAUCACCGAGUCCUUCAAGGAGCUGCAGACCUCCAAAACUGUGGACCCGUGUGUGCAGACGCUGCCCAGGCUGUACUUGGACAUACACAAUUACUGUGUGUUGGCAAAACUCCGUGAUUUUGUGGCCUACCCUGGGUGUGACAGACUGGUUGAAGUGAAUGAGCUGAAGGAAAAAGCUCGGAGCCUGUACACCAUCCUGAUCUCCUACUGCAGAAGGGACCUGGUGUUCCUCACUGACGACUGUAAUGCUCUGGAAAUUCCUAUUUCACCUCCCCUUGAACACUCCAUCACUGAGAGCUAAAAGACAGUUAACCCAAAAGUUAUACCUGGGAAAGUUUCAAGGAGACCAAAAGUCAAAAUAAGUAUGUGCAGUCUUUAACAUUAACAACUAAGAUCUUUUUCAAGCACACUAGCAAUAUAAUCUCAGACCUACCCAUUUUUCUCUGCCUUGGCAGGAAAUGAAUUGCAUGCCUUGCAUACCUACUGAGCUGCUAGGGAACCUACCAUUAGGGAGCAGUUUUUCAUUUGGCAAGGUACGAUAUUUCAGCCUAACCAAAUGUAUAAAGUAUGUUUUGUUUAAACAUCAGAAACUAGGUUUUUUAUUUUUACUCUUUUAUGAAUAGCUAGACUCAUAUAUACAUUCUCUCCUGACUUGGCUGUUUUUCUUGUAUUAGAUGGGCAUGGAUGGGACCAUAUUUGUUUUGCGUAGAAUGUUUGAUAAAGGAUGAGUAAUACUGUGCUGGCAGCUUUCUCUGCCUGUAAAGCUCAUAUAUAUAUAUAUAUAUAUAUAUCAUGACAGUUUUUGAUGUCAGAUUUGUGAGAAUAGAGGUGAAAGAAACAUGUCUCUGUGGAAAACUAAAUAAAAACAAUCUUCUAAUCCAA
Catharus ustulatus (Swainson's thrush) is the source of this 1187-nucleotide messenger RNA. RefSeq names its product cytokine like 1 (gene CYTL1). The coding region runs from base 205 to 606 and encodes 133 amino acids. Gene Ontology annotation, biological process: positive regulation of transcription by RNA polymerase II. The transcript has 4 exons. NCBI's taxonomy places the organism in Eukaryota, Metazoa, Chordata, Aves, Passeriformes, Turdidae. The record is from RefSeq and is a predicted model, not a curated record.